AUGGGGGCGGCGGAAGGUGCGCUCGGCGUCGAGGAGGCCGCCGGCGGGGGCUCCCCUCCGCCUCGCCUCGCCACGCUCGCGCUGGCCCGCGCUGGGAGCGGGACCGGCCGCAGGGGCGCCCCCGGCAUCCGCCGCGAGGCAUUCGAGGAGCUCGUCGCCGACGGCCACGUGGCGGCGGCGGCUGCAUGCUUCCCGCGCCGGGCGCAGACGGAGGUGAGGCUCUCGAUCUUUUUCCCUCCCAAGGUGAAUAGCAUUUCUGUUCCGGGUCGUGGGCACUUGGCAUGCUUGUCCGAAUGGGGCUGCCCGUUAUUCCAUCAAUCAAUUUUUCACAGCAACCCUUUGAACAUCGUGGACUUGGGUGUGGGUGUGAUGGGCUGUAGAGGGUUUCACUCGAGCUUUCAAGCCGCACAGAGUGGACUUUCUCUAAAUACUGAUAUUUUCAUAACAAAUACUGUGAAGCCUGAUUUUCCACUUGCCAACCAGAUGGUUGGUAACCUGAACAAAACUCAUUGGGCUAAGGCCGAGAAUGAAGUGAAUAAUUCAAGGAUAAAAACAAGCCCAGCAAAUGCAGAAUACAAGAUGGUCUGUUUGAGUGAAAGGAACUGUUCUGAACAAAUGUUUUCCCUGAAGCAAUUAGAAAUACCAGUUUAUGCUUACUUUGUGAAGAACCGUGGCAUGGAGCUGAGAUACUCUGGUGAUUUCCCUUGUAUUAAUGUGGGGAAACCAAAGCGGCCAGCAUAUCUUCCUAUUGAGCUCUGCUCGCUUGCGCCUUUGCAAUCUUUGACUACCUUAGAAAGAUCACCAUUUGUCGAGAAGUCCAGGCAGAUACUUCUAAAAAGGAUGUCAGUUUUGUCUGAUGUAAUGAGAUGCAGCAGCUACGGUACAGAAUCUAUGCUGAGCGCAUGUAGAAUUCCAAUAUUCCAAGGCUUUACGCAAGUGGCUGGUAGGAUACUGCAGCCCCCCAAGGUCUACAGUUGGAUCAAUCAAAAUCAUUCAUUGAAGGAGGGUAUCAUAUUGAUAAUGACCUGGUGUUUCUACCACAAGAAUAUCCUAGGAGCUCACCAUGGUCUCAUUUCUACUUAUGCAUUGGCAACCCUGGUUCUGUAUAUUUUUGAUGUGGUCAACAGUUGUUUUACUAGGCCAGAGGUGUUGCACAUAUUCAUGGAGUUUUUCAGCAAGUUUGAUUGCGAGAUAAAAAAGUCUAGCUUGUGGGAACCAGUUUCUACCAGUUACCUUCCAAAUGUGACUGGUAAUCUAUGUCUCCUUGGCCUACUCUUAUUUGAGUGUUAGUUAGAUUGGUAGUGAGCAAGUCCUUCUUGGAUAAAAUGCAGCUAUGUAUAUGCAAUUAUACCUCAUAUCCGGGAUAUCCAGGGUGAGUCAACAAUUUGUUCCGAAGCACCUACAUGUGGUAGAUCGUUUACUAACAAGCAUUAACUGCGUUUUGCCCCAGCCUAGUGCCUAUCUUACCUAAGGCACGGCU
Messenger RNA from Triticum dicoccoides, 1480 nucleotides. RefSeq names its product protein argonaute 4A-like. The coding region runs from base 1 to 1290 and encodes 429 amino acids. The transcript has 9 exons. Gene Ontology annotation, molecular function: protein binding; RNA binding. NCBI's taxonomy places the organism in Eukaryota, Viridiplantae, Streptophyta, Magnoliopsida, Poales, Poaceae. The record is from RefSeq and is a predicted model, not a curated record.